UUGUCCCUGGUCAUGGCAAGGGGUGGAAGAGGAUGGGCUUUAAUGUCUGGUCCCUUCCAACCCAACCCAUUCUGGGGUUCUGUGCCAUGUACUCUGGAAUGACACUACUGGAGCAGGAAGACUGAAUCAGACGAACCCCUGUGUUCCUUUCCAGCCUGUCCCACUCCGGGACUCGUUGAAAUGCGGGAUAAAUUCCAGGAAAGGCCUUUUCGGGGUCCUUUCCCGACAUUUCCCGCGGCACGGCCUCACCUGACCGCCCUCCCCCGUGACCGCCGCCUGCAGUCCUCCUUCGGGUCGGACCGCGCGGCACCGCUUCCGCUUCCGGCGCCGGCCGGCCCGUCAUGGCGGCGCCCGGCGAGGCGCGGGAACGGCGGCCUUUCGGGAGGCGGCUCCUCACCGACCCCGCCCGGCUUUUCCAGCACAAUGCCUGAGGAAUAUGAGGUGAAUGCUAAGAAAUACUGGGAUGACUUCUAUAAAAUCCACGAAAAUGGCUUCUUCAAGGACAGGCACUGGCUGUUCACUGAAUUUCCUGAGCUGGCAUCUAACAGGAACUCAAGCCAAAAUGAAGAUUCUAUACAUGGAUUUAGCAACACAGAAGAAUCCAACAAUAAAGGGCUGGGAAACUGUGAUAAUGGCCAUUGCUCAUUGGAAACCAGGACAGAGAGUCAGUUAAACCUGAUAAAAAGCCCACCUGCAGGCCACAAAGAGGAGCUGGCUGCACGGAAAGACAGUGAGCUGAGUCAGAGUGAUGGGGAUUACCCAGGAUCAGCUGCAUCUUACCGUAUAUUAGAGGUUGGCUGUGGGGCUGGGAAUACAGUCUUCCCAAUUUUACAAACCAACAAUGACCCAGGCCUGUUUGUUUAUUGCUGUGAUUUUUCUACAACAGCUGUGGAUCUUGUCCAGAACAAUGCAGAAUAUGAUACUUCUCGGUGCUUUGCAUUUGUCCAUGACCUGUGCAAUGACCAAAGUCCUUUCCCAAUGCCAGAGGAGAGUCUUGACAUUGUUAUUCUUAUCUUUGUCCUCUCAGCAAUUCUCCCAGAGAAGAUGCAGUGCAUUGUGACCAGACUGAGUCGCCUUCUGAAACCAGGGGGAAUGAUCUUGUUACGAGAUUACGGUCGUUAUGAUCUCGCCCAACUCCGAUUUAAGAAAGGUCAAUGUCUGUCUGAUAACUUCUAUGUGAGAGGUGAUGGCACCAGAGUCUACUUCUUCACACAAGAUGAAUUAGAUCAUCUGUUCACCACAGCUGGGCUAGAGAAAAUCCAGAAUCUGGUUGAUCGGCGAUUGCAAGUGAACCGUGGGAAACAGAUGACAAUGUAUCGGGUGUGGAUCCAGUGCAAGUACUUCAAACCCACUGCCUUUCAGCCAUGAGGUGUGUGGACUUUGGGCUGGAGCCUCUUCAUCUCCUGGUUACCUGCAUGUCAUGCAAUUCUGCACAACCAGGACCUCAGUGCCUUGUUCCAUGCCUGGUAUCACUUCAAGUGAGUUUUGCUAAGGAGAAAUGCCCUGAGAGUAGAACAAGCAGUAUUUUAGAUGUCACAGAGUAACAGAAUAUACUGAGUUGGGAAGGAUGCACGAAGAUCAAGUCCGGCUCCUGGCUCUGCACAGGACAUCCCAACAAUCCCACCCUGUGCCUGAGAGCGUUGUCCAAACCUCCUUGAGUUCUGGAGGCCUUGGGGCUGUGACUAUUCCUUAAAGAACCUGUUCAGUGCCCAACCACCCGUUGUGGGAAGAACCUUUUCCUGAUACCCAGCCUAACCCUCCCUGGACACACCUCCAGCCAUUUCCUCGAGUCCUAUCCCUGGUCAGAAGUGUGAAGAGAUUGGUUGCUGCCCCUCUGCUGUCCCUCAGAAGGAUGUUGAAGAUCUCAGUGAGGUCUGACCUCAGUCUUCUCCAGCUGAACAGACCAAAUGCCCUCAGCCGCUCCUCAUACAGCUUCCCCUCAAGGCCCUUCACCAUUUUCAUGGCCCUUCUCUAGUGGCCAUAUAUCUUUUUUAUAUUGUGGUGUCCUAAACUGCCCCCAGCACUUGAGGGAGGUGAGGCUGCCCUAAAGCAGUGCAGGACAGUCCCCUGCCUGACCAGGAAUGCUUUACCUAAUGCCCCCGGGACACAAAUGUCUCUCCUGGCUGCCAGGGCACUGCUGACUCAUAUUCGACUUGGAUGGACCAGGACUCCCAAGUCCCUUCCUGCAGCUGCUCUCCAGCCUCAUUCCCCAGACCAUCCACACAUCCAGGGUUGCCCCUUCCAAUAUGCAGAAUCCAGCACUCUCCCUUUUCGAACUUCCCACAGCUGGUGUUUGCCCAUUUCUCUGAUUUGUCAAGGUCUCUCUGCAGGCCCUCUCUGCCCCUGAGAGACUCGACAGCUCCUCCCUGUUUAGUGCAGACAGCAAACUUACUUGGUAUUUCUUCAAGUCCUGCGUUCAAGUCAUUAAUGUGGAUGUUGAAGAGCACAGGCUUGAGAAGGGAGCCCUGUAAAUGUCAUGCUACUGGUCUGAGUUUUAAAAAUUAUUUAUGGUUUUAAUCUAAUAGAUGGUCAUGGUAUCUUAGAGCAGCUGAGCAAGUUGAGUAGCGACUUGUUCAUACUCUGGAUUUCCAUAUGAAACAGGAGAGCUCUGACUUUAUCUCUGUUUUGUAUACUCUUGUCUUGGGAACAAACAUAGGAAGGAUAAAUCUGCUCUUCUCUGCAACUGCUCACUGAUAUGAAUCCCUUGGCCAGCUUGUCUCGUGCAGCUAUUUCCUAGUCAUUCAAGUGUGUGCCAAUCCAUGAGUUAAAAUACAUUGAUCAGACGGCAGGAACGGAGAUUAUGUGAGUCUUUCUGUACCAGCUUUCCCUGGAUGUCUCAAGGUGUGGAGAUAAAACCUGUGGAGAAAGCAAAUGCUGCUUCUCUGCCCUCACUGUCCACAGGGAUGUCCUCCCAGGGAACCAGUACACAAUAGCUCAAGUGCUGUAAAUUCCUCUGAGGCAGGGUUCAGGUUUUCAGAAGUUUGUUUCUGAUGCUGGUUUUGGGGCACCUUCAGAGUGCAGCAGAUCAAAAUCAGCUUACAGGACCAGGGUUUAUAAAUUAUUACCUGCUUUUUCUACUGGCUGCAGCUCCCAGGUCACAAACUGCCCUGUCAUGGUGAUGUGCAAAACCCAAGCAGAUGAGACACCUUCUUUGAUCUGAAAUCUGCGGGAUGUUUAAUUUUUGCACUCUUGUUUAAUUUCUUAGAGGAAGCCAACACUGUGGCUUUUGAAGGAUAUUUCCCUGUUUUUGUCAACAAAUACCUUUUGUCUCA
Molecule: messenger RNA, 3272 nt
Organism: Prinia subflava (tawny-flanked prinia)
Lineage: Eukaryota; Metazoa; Chordata; Aves; Passeriformes; Cisticolidae
Product: tRNA N(3)-methylcytidine methyltransferase METTL2-like
Exons: 8
Coding region: 181-1368 (395 amino acids)
Molecular function (GO): tRNA (cytidine-N3)-methyltransferase activity
Source: RefSeq, a predicted model, not a curated record